Messenger RNA from Haemonchus placei, 741 nucleotides. The record is from the annotation of a GenBank genome assembly. NCBI's taxonomy places the organism in Eukaryota, Metazoa, Nematoda, Chromadorea, Rhabditida, Trichostrongylidae.
AUGACUAACGCCUGUAUGAUCGCUCUGAUACUUUUUUGCCUGAAUGGUCCUGUUGAUACUCAAGAAAAGAAAGUGGUGACUGUUGGGAUCGCAGCUGUAGAAAAUGUCCUGCCCAAUUUCAUGGGAUUUUCACAAAGCGGCGGUGCUAUCGGUUUAGCCCUCGAUCGAAUGCGUUCCGAGGGUAUAACGGACGGGAUUGACUUCAGGUUCAUCGUGAACUUUACUGAGUGCAGUACUGAGACAGCUGUUGGAGUGGCCUUGGAGUACAUGGUGAAGCAGGAUGUCGACCUCGUUAUUGGACCUCCUUGCCCACACUCAGCCGAGAUGAUGGCUUAUUUGUCAACAUACUAUUCGAAAGUUAUCCUUGGAUGGGGUAUGCUAAUCGACUCCAAGUUCAGUGAAGCCAGUCGUUUUAAAUAUUUAACAAAAGUCAUGCCAGACUCACUGAAAAUGAUGGAAUCUUUAGUUCAAAUGUUUGAACUGUUUGAAUGGAAUCGUGUAGCUAUCUUCUAUACAUCGAACCAGGUGAAAUACUGCGAUACCAUCAUCAACGAUGCAAGUAUGGCAUUCAGUGAUGAUUCAACGUACGUGGUAGAUAUAGUGCAAGAGGUUAAAUGGGAUGGUCAGGACAACGAUUACAUAAGAAAUCAGUUGCUCCGAACUAAAAGCAUUGCAAGAAGUAAGUAUAUAGAUUCAUUAUCAUUGCUUGUCGAUGGAAUCUAUUGGGAAAAUCUACUCUAA